Molecule: messenger RNA, 2263 nt
Organism: Carcharodon carcharias (great white shark)
Lineage: Eukaryota; Metazoa; Chordata; Chondrichthyes; Lamniformes; Lamnidae
Gene: rpl22
Product: ribosomal protein L22
Exons: 5
Coding region: 23-868 (281 amino acids)
Biological process (GO): cytoplasmic translation; C-terminal protein methylation
Cellular component (GO): membrane; endoplasmic reticulum; ribosome
Molecular function (GO): protein C-terminal S-isoprenylcysteine carboxyl O-methyltransferase activity; structural constituent of ribosome; RNA binding
Source: RefSeq, a predicted model, not a curated record
UCUCGCGAUACCGGGCAGGGCGAUGGCAGGCCGGCUGGUAGCCGAGGGCCGACUGAGCGCCGGCUCCUUCGCGCUUGGAGUGUCGGUCACCUUGGUACCGGGGAUUAGUGGGGUCCAGUCCGGCUUCAUCACCCGCGCACUGCUCGGUACUUACCUGGCUGUCAUUAACGUCCUGUUACUGCUGCUAUACCGGGGUCUCCAUUACCAGGUUGCUGUGAGGGCCUGUUUCCUUGGCUUUGUUUGUGGCUGUGGUUUAUUACUGAGUUUUGGAGGAUCAUCAUGGCAACACUUUGGCUGGUACUUGUGCUCUUUGAGUUUUUUCCAUUAUUCAGAAUUCCUGGUAACCGCGGUUAUCAAUCCCAAGUCCCUCUCACUCGACUCCUUCCUGCUAAAUCAUAGUGUGGAAUAUAAGCUUGCAGCCAUGUCAUCCUGGGUGGAAUUCACGAUCGAGAAACUUCUCUUUCCAGGCCUGAAGCAGAUCACGUGGCUCAGUUUCUUCGGUUUGCUGAUGGUCCUGGUUGGAGAGUCGCUACGCAAGGCAGCCAUGCUGACUGCUGGGUCAAACUUCAAUCAUAUUGUACAGAAUGAGAAGGCUGAGACCCACAGACUUGUCACCACUGGAGUCUACUCCUGGUCCAGACACCCCUCUUACGUGGGAUGGUUUUACUGGAGUAUCGGCACUCAGGUCAUUUUGUGUAACCCCAUCUGCAUUGUAGGAUACACGCUGGCUUCGUGGCGUUUCUUCCGUGAACGCAUUGAGGAAGAGGAAAUGACCCUGAUUCAAUUUUUCGGCGAAGACUAUGAGCAAUACAAGAAGCGGAUUCCAACACGGCUUCCUUUCAUCAAAGGUGCCAAAUUAGAGCCAUGAAGUGAGAAGAGGUGGGAAGAGAGAAAUGCGCAAUCAAAACGGACCGUGAAUACAUGGGCUACCGUUUAAUCCUUAGCACCUGAAUAUUGUUUGAUUUCAGCUUUGAAAAGAAUUCCAUGGCUGUUGCUGUUGAGAAAUCGUUAGCUAGCUUCAGUCUGUUAGAGCAAGGAUGCGGUGCUGCAGAGGGCUUAUCUGUUCAGGGAUGCUGUGUUGUGGAUGGUGGGGCCUGGAAACACAGUGCGAAUUGUAGAGGCCACUCUCUGCAGCUACUGCUUUGACAAAGCCAUUCGUUAUAAACUUGGUACUUCACCUAAAGACUGUUCGUUUUUGACCAAAAAACAAGUCCAUGGAGGGCUGCUUUAUACUGUGUAGGGAUGCUGCAGUAUUGCAAUAUACCAACAUAUUGUAUCAGGAAAGUAAUUUCCAUAACUAUCAGUCUCUUACUGUAAACAGAGGAUAAUCAUGGUUUGUAGAAAAUAGUUACAACUGCUUUUUAUUUUCUCUGGACCAAAAUGUGUUGCAUCUUAUACAGAAAGAUGUUAAAAUUAGUGAUAUUUUACAUUGAGCUUUUUUAAAAAAUGACUCGACCAGUCUUUCACCUCUGGGUUCCAGUUACGCAUCCAGCCAGGCUGAUGGAAUGAACGUUUCCUCUACCAAGGGCCCUUCAUGAAAUGUGUUUCUACUGGGCCUGGGCUCGUUUCUCAAAAUCUACAACAUUUUGGAUGAAUUGAACUACGUUGGCAUUUUCACUGAAGAGAAGUGAGCUGGUUGUACUGGUGCAAUCAAGAGUGCCCUUCUGACGUUAGAGCUGAGGCACAUUGUUGGAAUAGUGUAGAGGGAGCUUUACUCUAUCUAUCAAGUACUGUACCAGCCUGGGAGUGUUUGUUGGGUGGUGUAGCAGGAGCUUUGCUCUGCAUCUAAUCCUUGUGGUACCUGACUUGGGACAGCUAUGGGUACCUGAAACAAAAGUGUCCCAUUCCCCAGCAAUGACAUCCCUCACCUUGAUGAGAAAAAUGUGCACAAAAAAUGACCACAUUCUGUUGAGUACAGUUUAUUACCUCUGCAUGGUUGAGGGAGAGGGAAGGGAAAAGCAAAACUUAAAUAUGAAAAGUAAAAACUGUAAAUGCUGGAAAUCUGAAAUAAAAAUGGAUGCUUACCUGAAAUAUUAAGCUGUCCUUCCUCUUUUGCAUGCUGACUGACUCACUGUGCUUUCCAGCAUUUUCUAGUUUUUCUAACAACAUGUUUGAUUCUAAGUCUAGCUCUGAGUUACCAUAAACAGGAGCAAGAUAUAUUCAAGGGUGUGGAGAUUUCAUGGAAAUGUUCAUAUUAAGGUUUCCUUUUGGAAUCCAAAAGCAAGUAUCUUUCAAAUUAAAGAAAAAUUCUGCGUCAAAGCAC